AUGGAGACAUCCAACACCCAGCCUGGCGCUAAUGAUAACAGCACAGCCGCUCCUAAGCCAGUAGCGGAAACUAAGCCUCUUGAUCCUACUCUGACCAAUGAGAAAGGAGAAGAGACCAAGGCUUCUAUUAACGGGGCUGAGGAGACGAAAGUGAUCGAAAUCGGCGAAAAGGAGAUGUCUAUGGGAGCUGAAGUUUAUAAUAGUACUGGAGCCUCUCUCGGUUCAUCCAUUAUUAAUAUGAUGAACACCAUUGUGGGUGCAGGAACCUUAUCACUUCCUUGUACGAUUAUGGAUGGAGGAAUUGUUGGUGCUGGAUUGUUGCUCAUUCUUUCUCUUGCGCUUUCAUUAUUCGGUGCUCAUUAUCUCGUUGUUGCUUCUGCCUACACUAAUGAGGAUUCCUAUGGAUUCAUUGGAAGAAAACUUGUAAACAAGGGUACGGGAUACUUCGCCGACUUUUUCAUGAUCUUGUUUGACUUUGGUAUUUGUGUUGGUUACUGCAACAUCGUAUUCAGUCAGACGACAGACCUGGUUCAUAACGUUUUCCAUAUUGAUGAGAAUACUCUUGACAGCCAUAACUGGUGGAUUUACCUUUUGGAGACCGUGCUUCUCUUGUUCCCCAUGCUGAGUCUUCCUACGAUUGAUGCCUUGAGGUGGACCUCCUCCAUUGCCAUCGUGUGUAUCGUUCUCUUUGUGGUGAUCUCCAUCAUCGUUGGCGUGCGCCAAGUCAUCAUUCAGCCGCUGGAGUACAAUUGGUUCCCGCAGACGAUCGGUGCCUUCUCUACCGCCGUCUCGGUCUUCUUCACCUGUCUGGCCUCCCACGUCAACAUUCCGAAGAUGACCGCCGAGCUGAAGCUUCCCAAAGCGUCCAAGUUCUCCUCCCGCGUCAAGAAAAUGGACCGUGCGAACAACGUCGCCUUCGUGGCGUGCUCGCUGAUCUACUAUCUGGUGGGACUCUGCGGCUAUCUCGCUUAUGGCCCCAAUACCGAAGACAAUCUUCUCACCAACUUCGGCACCAACAACACUUGGUACAUGAACAUCGUCAAGCUCGCCUACUCCUUCGUCGCUCUCUUCUCCUACCCCGUCCUCGCCUUCUCUCCCCUCGUCAGCAUCGACAAGACUCUCUUCAAGCAGCCGCGUCCGGCCACUCGUCGCGUUCUCCAAGCCUUCAUCUGGUCGAUUCUCACCUACGUCGUCGCUAUGAUCAUUCCCCAGCUCCGUGUGAUCUUCUCCCUCACCGGAUCGCUCUGCGGCGUCGCGCUGGUCUUCGUCUGGCCGGCGUUCUUCUACAUCCACGUCGCGAAGCGCGAGAAGGCGCGCGCGAAGUCCACGAAGCGAAGCCAGUACGAUAUCAAGACCGGAGCCAUCUAUUUUGCUUGGUUCCUGUUCUAUAUCGGAAUUGUUAUGGCGGUCUUCAUGACUGCUCUGGAGGUUAAGAAGCUUGUAGCUCCUUCGGUGGAUCCAACGAUCCCUCCCACUCUUAGUCCUACAUUUAUGCCCUCGGUCACGCCGACGGCCGCUCCUUAA
Blastocystis hominis is the source of this 1524-nucleotide messenger RNA. RefSeq lists its product as hypothetical. Lineage: Eukaryota; Bigyra; Opalinata; Blastocystidae. The transcript is spliced from 2 exons. Bases 1 to 1524 code for a protein of 507 amino acids. Gene Ontology annotation, molecular function: amino acid transmembrane transporter activity. Gene Ontology annotation, biological process: amino acid transmembrane transport. The record is from RefSeq and is a predicted model, not a curated record.